CCGAAAGUAAGGCGAAGAACCAAAACACCGUGGGAAGUUACCAAUGACGACCAACCGCCGUCCGCCGCCGCUUGCGUUUCUGUGCUUGGUCUCGGUUUUGUGUCUUCUUUCAUCGCCGUCGCUAGCUUCCUCCGCGAAAAGACAUUAUGUUGUCUACUUGGGCGGCCACAACCAUGGCGGCUCUUCAGCCACUGAAGCUGAUCUUCAAGCCGUCACCGAUUCCCAUCAUGAUCUACUCGCCACUCACCUCGGAGACAUGGAGAAAGCGAAGAAUGCAAUCCGCUACUCAUACACCAGACAUAUCAAUGGCUUCACGGCGGUAUUGGACGCCGAAGAAGCUGCUCGAAUCGCGAAGCAUCCUGGCGUGGUGUCGGUUUUUCCUGACCGGAUGAAGAAGCUUCACACGACGAAUUCUUGGGACUUUAUGUUGCUGAACAAGGAGAUUGAGAUCCCAUCUGGAAAGCUGAUCAAAGUCCCUAGUGAGAUCUGGAAAGCUGCUAGGUUUGGCGAAAAUGUCAUCAUUGGAAACCUCGAUAGUGGUGUUUGGCCCGAAUCCAAAAGCUUUAAUGACAAAGGAUAUGGCCCUAUUCCCGCUAAAUGGAAAGGACUUUGCGAGAACAACACCAAGAUCGGAGUCUCAUGCAAUAGGAAGCUGAUCGGUUCGCGGUUGUACAACAAAGGUUUCAUCGAGGACGGAUCCACGGCUGAUCCCGCCGAUUUGUACAACCCACGCGACAUGGACGGUCACGGGUCACACACUCUGUCCACCGCCGGCGGCAACUUCGUCCCUGGGGUCGACAUCCUAUCCGCGGCCGGCGGCGUGGCCAAAGGUGGUGCUCCGAGAGCCAGAGUUGCCGCUUACAAGGUCUGUUUCGUUGUCGAGGACGGGACGAGCUGUGCCGACUCCGACAUCCUCGCCGGAUUCGACGCCGCCAUCGCCGAUGGGGUCGACGUCCUCUCUGUCUCUCUCGGGAGCGAAGAUUUCGCCGACUACAGUUACCUUGCCGACGGCCUUGCCAUCGGCUCUUUCCACGCCGUCCGGUCGGGAGUCGUCGUCGUUGCCUCCGCCGGUAACUCCGGACCCGUCCAGGGAACCGUUGCGAACUUCGCACCGUGGAUCGUCACCGUAGGAGCCAGCACCACCGACCGCAACAUUGAUGUCCACGUCGAGCUCGGUAACGGCGACCGGCUUAAGGGGACGGCGCUUUUCCAGAAGCCCUUGCCAGACCACAAACAGUACAAGCUGGCCAGUGCCGCUGACGUCAAGCUUCCGAACGCCACCGCGGAGGACGCAAUCCUCUGCUUGCCGGGCACCCUGGACCCCACCAAGGCCCAGGGCAAAAUCCUGGCGUGCCUACGUGGCAAGACUGCCAGGGUUGACAAGAGCCGACAGGCGAAAAACGCGGGGGCAAUUGGGGUAAUUCUCUGCAACGACGAGGCCAGCGGGAUCGAGCUCGUCGACGACAUCCACUACGUCCCGACUUCCCACGUCGUUUACAAGGACGGCGUGAAGGUCUUCCGUUACAUCAACGGGACCAAGAAUCCGACAGCCUACAUCGCGCCACCUGUCACGACGUAUGGCAACAAGCCGGCCCCUUCCUUGGCUGCUUUCUCCUCCAGGGGCCCCAAUGUGGUGACCCCACAGAUCCUGAAGCCUGACGUGGCGGCCCCCGGGGUCAACAUCCUGGCGGCGUACACUAUGGCCGGCGACGACGAGAGCCGGAAGUACCCUUACCAGCUGGAGAGCGGGACGUCCAUGGCCUGCCCUCACGUCGCCGGCGUGGCUGCUCUUGUUAAAGCCGUUCACCCGGAUUGGAGCCCUUCCGCAGUCCACUCGGCCAUCAUGACCACCGCAAGGACAAGGGGUAACACGGGAGACAAGAUGAACGACUUGAACGAGCACGAAUCCUCAUCGUUCGGUUACGGAGCUGGACAUAUCAGGCCGAAUCGAGCCAUCAAACCGGGCCUCGUUUACGAGGUGGCCGCCCACGAGUAUCUGGAACUACUCUGUUCCAUUGGAUACAACAGCUCCGACAUGGGCGAGCUACUGGAGAAGGGUUACAAGUGUCCGAAGAAGGUGAAGAGCGUGUUCGAUCACAACUAUCCUUCCUUCUCCGUCCCCAAUCUCGGGUCCGGACCGGUUACAUUCAAGAGGAGGGUGAAGAACGUGGGUCCUCCGGGGGUUUAUGCCGCGGAGGUGAAGGAGCCAUAUGGGGUUGCGGUCAAGGUUGUGCCGGAUGUGUUGAAGUUUGACAAGUAUGGUGAGGAGAAGAGCUUCAAGGUGAUGGUGGCAGCCAAGUGGAAAGGUGCGGCCAAAGGGUAUGAAUUUGGUGGGCUGACUUGGACCGACGGAGAUCACUAUGUUAGGAGUCCCAUUUUUGUCACUGAUAAUUUAGUCAUCGAUCAGUCAAACAAGAUUGUUGGUACUUAUUAGGAGUUGUGGGAUAUCUUUUUCUUUUGAUUUACUGAUUAGGUUGUCGAAUUUAUUUGACGUAGCUUUUUAGAUCAUUAUCAGUUUGAUUUUAUUGGGUUCUUUGACUUGCCAAUCCAACGCUUCGAUGUUUUUGCCUCACAUUUUAGCUACCAAAAUGUUUAUUUCAAUAUUAGCAUUUGAAUAAAUUGGUCA
This is a messenger RNA of Linum tenue, 2626 nucleotides long. The record is from the annotation of a GenBank genome assembly. NCBI's taxonomy places the organism in Eukaryota, Viridiplantae, Streptophyta, Magnoliopsida, Malpighiales, Linaceae.